Messenger RNA from Pteropus alecto (black flying fox), 7064 nucleotides. RefSeq names its product MLX interacting protein (gene MLXIP). The coding region runs from base 65 to 2599 and encodes 844 amino acids. Gene Ontology annotation, cellular component: nucleus. Gene Ontology annotation, molecular function: DNA-binding transcription factor activity, RNA polymerase II-specific; RNA polymerase II cis-regulatory region sequence-specific DNA binding; protein dimerization activity. The record is from RefSeq and is a predicted model, not a curated record. NCBI's taxonomy places the organism in Eukaryota, Metazoa, Chordata, Mammalia, Chiroptera, Pteropodidae. The transcript has 17 exons. Gene Ontology annotation, biological process: regulation of transcription by RNA polymerase II.
CCGGGCCGGACCGGGCCGCGACGAGCCUCCGCGCCGCCAGCAGAUCAUCCACAGCGGCCACUUCAUGGUGUCGUCGCCGCACCGAGAGCACCCGCCCAAGAAAGGCUACGAUUUCGACACGGUCAACAAGCAGACGUGCCAGACCUACAGCUUCGGCAAGACCAGCUCCUGCCACCUGUCCAUCGACGCCUCGCUCACCAAGCUCUUCGAGUGCAUGAGCCUGGCCUACAGUGGGAAGUUGGUGUCUCCGAAGUGGAAGAAUUUCAAGGGCCUGAAGCUCCAGUGGAGGGACAAGAUCCGGCUCAACAACGCCAUCUGGCGGGCGUGGUACAUGCAGUAUUUGGAGAAGCGCAAGAAUCCUGUGUGCCACUUUGUCACUCCGCUGGAUGGCUCUGUUGAAGUAGAUGAGCAUCGCCGGCCGGAGGCCAUCACCACCGAAGGCAAGUACUGGAAAAGCCGCAUUGAGUUCGUGAUCCGGGAGUAUCACAAGUGGAGAACCUACUUCAAGAAAAGGUUACAGCAGCAUAAGGAUGAGGACCUCUCCAUCCUGGCCCAGGACGAUGACAUGCUCUACUGGCACAGACAUGGGGAUGGAUGGAAGACCCCAGUCCCCAUGGAGGAGGACCCGCUGCUGGGCACAGACAUGCUCAUGUCCGAGUUCAGCGACACUCUCUUCUCCACACUCUCCUCACACCAGCCGGUGGCCUGGCCCAACCCUCGGGAAAUAGCACACUUGGGGAACGCAGACAUGAUUCAGCCGGGACUGAUUCCCCUGCAGCCCAACCUGGACUUCAUGGACACGUUUGAGCCUUUCCAGGACCUGUUCUCUUCCAGCCGGUCCAUUUUUGGCUCCAUGCUGUCUGCGCCUCCCUCAGUGCCCACACCAGAUCCCAACAGCCCACCUGCUCAGGAGAGCGACCUGCCAACCACCUCUCUCCCCACCGUAAGCCUCCCUGACAGCCUCAUUGCGCCCCCCGCAGCCCCCGCCCUGGACCCCACAGAUAGACCAGCCUGUGAACGUGCUUCCCGGCCUGGAGACCCCUUUAUGCAGCCUGCAGACUUCAGCCCCUCUGCAGCGCCCCUGAGCGUCCCGCAGCCCUUUCUCCCCGUGUUCAGCGUGCCCAUGCUCUCUCCCAGUCCCGCCCCGGCGCCCGCUUCCCCUGCUGUGCCGUUAGCCCCUCCUCCCACCACUGCCCUGAGCCCCCCAACUCCACCCGCCUUCGUGCAGCCACAGAAGUUUGCUGGAGUCAGUAAGGCCCCCGUCGUCAUCACGCACACAGCCUCCGCCACCCUCACGCACGAUGCCUCUGCCACCACCUUCAGCCAGAGCCAGGGCCUCGUCAUCACCACCCACCGUCCCACCCCCUCAGCAUCCCCCUGUGGACUGGCACUGUCUCCCGUCACCCGGCCACCAGCCGUCGGGCCUCCCCAGCUCCGUUUAACUUUUGUGCACCCCAAACCUGUAUCCUUUACUGGAGGGAGGCCCAAGCAGCCCCCCAAAAUAGUGCCUGCUCCCAAACCAGAGCCCGUGUCCUUGGUACUGAAGAAUGCUUGCAUCACCCCAGCUGCCUUUUCCGGACAACCACAAGCAGUGAUCAUGACAGGCCCUCUGAAGAGAGAAGGGAUGUUGGCUUCCACCGUGUCCCAGUCCAGUAUGGUCAUCACGCCCGCUGCCAUCACCGGGGCUCCUGGAGUCUCGGAGUUCCACAGCGGCAUCCUGAUGACAGACCUCGGCCAUGCCGCAAGCAGCCAGCCCGCCCCCGUGUCCCGGCUCUUCUCUCCAAGUGCAGGGCAAGACUCCCUGGUGAAGGGCGAGCAGGUCCCGAUGCACGGGAGCGGUCCCCAGGUCCCUGCUGCGGGCGCCAGUCGAGACGGCCCGAACUCAGGACAGGCCUCGCCGUGCACUUCAGAGCAGAGCCCCAGCCCUCAGUCUCCCCAGAACAGCAGCUCAGGGAAAUACACUGCAGACCCCAAACACGUGGCUUCUCUAAAGAACCGGCAGAUGAAGCACAUUUCAGCCGAGCAGAAGAGACGCUUCAACAUCAAGAUGAGCUUUGACACGCUGAACAGUUUGAUCUCUAAUAACUCCAAGCUGACCAGCCACGCUGUGACGCUGCAGAAGACCAUGGAGCACAUCACCAAGCUGCAGCAGGAGCGCAGCCAGAUGCAGGAGGAGGCGCGGCGGCUGCGGGAGGAGAUCGAGGAGCUCAACGCCACCAUCAUCUCCUGCCAGCAGCUGCUCCCUGCCACGGGAGUCCCUGUCACCCGGCGCCAGUUUGAUCACAUGACAGACAUGUUUGACGAAUACGUGAAGAGCCGGACCCUGCAGAAUUGGAAGUUCUGGAUUUUCAGCGUCAUCAUCAAGCCGCUGUUCGAGUCCUUCAAGGGGAUGGUGUCCACCAGCAGCCUGGAGGAGCUGCACCGGACCGUGCUGUCCUGGCUGGACCAGCACUGCUCCCUGCCCAUCCUCAGGCCAACGGUGCUGAACACCCUCCGGCAUCUGAGCACCACCACCUCCAUCCUGACGGACCCGUCCCAGCUGCCAGAGCAGGCCACAAAGGCUGUCACCAGAAUUGGCAAGAGAUCGGGGGAGUCUUAGCAGCGCCUGGCGGGUGUGUGGCUGCACAAGGUGCCAUGGAGACCCUUCCCUGCCGUGGAGAGGAAGCCGUGCCCCACGCCCCUCCCAACGCAGAGGCUCGGGGCCUCCUUCCGAGGCUGGCCCACUGGGCCGCUUCAACACCACACUCAGGUCUGAAGCAGGUUCGGGUCCUGCCAACAGCAAUAGCCCGUUUUCGGGAAGCCCUUGCUGUACACUUUCACUCAGCGACCUCAGUCACAACCUCCCCCGCCCUCAGGACAGCUUGGACAGGGGACCGCCGCAGUCCCAGUCCUGUCCUGCUGGUGCUCUGCCGGGCCCCCGGCGCCAGCGCGGGGAGUAGAUGGGGCGCGUCUGCUCCCAGAGAACUUCAGGGUCCCUUCCCGGUCCUCGUCUGUCGCAUCCGGGGCAGUUGUAGUGCUCUGGCCCACCGUGGGGCAGUUGGCAGGCAUGUUCCUUCCUUCCCCAGACUCUGACCUUGCAGGUAGACGUGGACAAUUGCCCAGCACGGUCAGCUGCCUGGGGACCCCCAGAACGCGUGCGUGCAGAAGUGGAGGGGGUGCAUACACGCGGGACGAGAGGGAAAGCGCAAACGAUGCAAUCCGCCGCUCCAGCCCGGAAACCCUCUUGGGUGGCGUCGUCACCUGCUAACCGUUUAGUUCCACUUGGCAUUGCGUCGCAGCAUCCACAGCGUCGCUGACUUGAGAAUCACGGCGAAGACGCAGCCCGGGGUCCUGCCGGGCGAGAGCUCGCAGCGUGGCCCUUCCUCCGUCGUCUCCACCUGCUGCCGGGCUCCGCCUCGGAUGAGCCCGCAGUGUCUGAGACACGCGGAGCCCGUAGGGGGUAGCACUCGAAAGGCCUGACUCCACGGUGCUGCCAUCAGCCUGGCCAUCUCGUCUGCAUCGUUCACCCGGGAGCCUCAGACCAUAACAGUUCUCGGACCAAAGAUGUCUCCACACCCAAAGUCUGUUCUGUCCUGUGUUUGGAGGAAGAGAUGGAAUGUCGACGGGCAGAACUCCGAGGUAGCCACCCUCAGCUGUCUCUAGGCCGCGCCCAGAUCAGACAGGAACUGCACUCGGAGUCGAUCCGAGGGGGGCUGUGCGGGGGGGCAGUGGGCUGCCCAGCGUGGGAAUCGCAGUGGGCAGGGUUCGGAGGGGUGCGCCGGCACCAGAAGAACGUGGGUGUGUCAUCCUGCUGUGAAGACCGGCGCGCCGGCCGGCUUUCCUCUCUCCUCCUUGCCAGUGGUGGGGACGGGCAGUGUUGGGCAGGCUGGGAGUGAGUGGGCUUCGAGGGGGCCUAGGGUCCACAUGGGGGGGACCACGGCUACCUCCUGAAGUUCCGAUCCAUUCGGAGGCUCCCCCCGGUUCCUGGAGGCCCGAGGAAUGUGCUCAGAGUGCGGCCAGCCCCACCUCAGCUUUGGGUGAUGGAGGACGAGUGGGGGUUCUGCCACCAUCUCUGCUGCCGGUCACUGACCAGUCGCCUGCUCCCUGGUCGGUGUCCAUCCCUGUCCGAGAGCAGCGUGGCGGCACCCCGCAGGCCCCACAGGAAACGUGUUUACAGGCCUUCCGGGUCCCUUCCCUGUGUAGCUGGUCCUUAGUUUCCAUCGGGACAUGGUAAGAGAGCCCACCUUUCCCCCUAGGGUAAAUGAGAAGUCCCCUUCAAAAGGGGACUACCACCGUGGCGCGAGCCCCACUAGGGUCAAAGGAAAACGGGGGAUGCGGACCGUUCCCCGCCAUGAGGGCUCGUGGAAAGUCAUGAGCUCGGCCCCUCCCAGAUCCUGUGCCUUCAUAGACCACGCCGGGCCACAGUGCUUGGCCCAGCCUGAACCUCUCCUAAGUCAGCAGCUUGCUCCCCACCCCUUCCUGAGAGUCUUUAAAAAAAAAUACUGUGGGAUAUAAAAUUGGCCUGUUGCUUCUUUGGCCUACCUCUCCAUCUCUCCCUUUUGCUGAGUUAAUGUUCACGAUUCUGUUUUAAAUAUUUAAGGCUGUUAGGUUGUAUGUGCCUUUGAAGGGUGUGCGCGUGUCUGUGUUUGUUAUCCCAGCAGACUGUUGACUAGAUGCAUGUUUUUGUUUUGAGAUAUUUACUUAAAUCCGUUUCUCUUGGUGCUUCAAUCGCCACGGCUGUCAGGCCACAAAGCUGCUCUUCUUACUGCAGACACAAUCGUUUCUCGUCCUGGAAGUGAUCUUGUUUUGGAAUCUUGCCUGAUGAAUCUGGUCAGACAUGAGGGCCUAGCCUCAACCUCCAUGCCGGGGUCCCCAGCCAGGAUGUGGGGGUACCGAGGCCACUCUGCCGGUGGCCUCAAGUGGACGCUGACCACGGGGGCUGCGGGUCCUUCACACUUGUUUUCACCCCAACUCCUGUCCUUACUCUCAUAAAACAAACUUAAAAAUGCUGACACUUUAGAGUAAGAUUGAUCUGAAAAGAAAAAAGCUCCUGUCUGGCACCUGAGUCUGCAGGUUUUUCUGUGAAAUCUUUCUGUGCCAUCAGCCCCCCCACCCUGCUGCCUGUGCUUUCACAAUGAGUGGGAGAUGCAGGGACGGUGCCACCGUGGGGCUUUCUGAAAGCCGAGAGGCCCGUCCCUCCUGUCUCAGGCAGGUCACACACGAGCUGUCGCCCCCUCGGAAGGUCCCUGACCCCAUGACGGACCGGCAGCUCUGUGGCAGUUGUUCACGGCACGGGGAAAGUCGCCAUGUCAGAAGUUAGUGUGGCUGAGGAGGGACGGGGCCAGGGGCACCGAGAUCCCCAGCGCAGCCGUGUUCCUAGAGCCUGUAGGAGGGGUGCUCAGUGGUCGCCCGUGUGUUCUUGGGUGCCCAACUUUCUCUACUUCCUGUCCUUGUGACCUGACCCCACUUCCCCUUUCUAGAGGUCAGGUCUGAAGGUUUUUCUGCUGUGGCUGAUAGGACUAUAAACAGAUUUUUAGAGGACGUGGGACCCCAGGGUGGUGCCGGGGUGCGGUAGUGAGUGACAUCAUUGCCUGAUCCCAGCAGACACGCCACCUGGAGGGGUCUGUCCCUCCCGCCUCCCUGCAUGCAGCCCUGGCCGGCUCCACCCCAGCUUCCUCUCAGGCUGCACCUCUGUCGCGGGCCUGGUUUCCCACCUGGGUGCGUCCCGGGCAGCAGGGCUGUUGUUUCCAGGGUUGCACGUUUUUACCGUCUAGCAGGACGAGCUCCCCAGAGCGGAGCUGGGGCCGUCCUGGGGUCUGCCUGCCCGUGGCCUCGCUCUGGUGGAGCGGCCGGGUGCUGCGGACCCCGCCUCAGUUCAGCUCCCUCAGCUCACGGGCUCCAGACGGGCAGGCUUGGGACAGCGCCCCCUCCCCCUCCCGCUCUCAGCGGUCCCUUCCCCUCCGGUGGUCACCUGGUCCCUCCAUGGUCUCUGUCCCGCUGCCAGAGGCCCCCUCACAAACCGGGAGUGUGUCAGGUCGCCCCUUCUCUCCGGUGGGAAGAGCUGCCUCUCCCUGGAGACGAGGGGAAACCCGCCCACCGUGGGUCGGCCUUGGUCUUGCAAAGCGUUUCCGUGGCGGGGCCUGGGUGGGGGGACUCAGCAGAGCCCGGACGCCAACACCGGAGACCCUGGGUCUCCAGCUCGCGCACGUUUGUGCUGUCCAGCGGCCGUCUCGACCUCGGUCUGCUCAGCGGGCUCCUGUGGUUGGAGGGACUCUGGGCAGAGACACGCCUUAGGACCCACAGUCAGCUUGCCCAGUGUCCUUUCCCUUCUGGAAAAUCAGCCUUUGAGAAAGAAAAGGGAAUCUUUAUGUUGAGUGUCAGCGUGACUUUUUGUGCGUGUGCACGUGUGCUUACACAAGCUUGUGUGUGUGUGUGUGUGAAUGGAAUUUUAUUUUUGUGAAAUUCCUUUCCAAUUAUGUAGCAGAAUUUACCUUCAUCUCCCAGUCAAACUUCUGGUUCCACAGCCAGCCCCGGGCGCUGCUCCCGUGGAGAGUUCUCCGGUUUCUGAGCAGAGACGAGCCGCUCUCAGGAGUCGGGGCUGUGAGGCUUGGGAGAAGCCGAACUUUCGUACAUUUCCAGAGUUUACAUCCUGCGGUUAAAGGGCAUGCAGGGCUGGGCCGGGGGCACGUGCUCCCGGCUGUGUGGCCGUGCUCCCGCAGGGGAGCUGGGCGUCGCCUGCCCCCGCGCCGCAGCUGCCUCUGUUCACACAGCCCGGGGACAGAAGCCGUGCCACUCGCUCGCUUUGUGACGCCACGCCUUCUCAGUUCAUUGUGCACGUGGCUCAUCUUUUCUGUCAUGAGCUUUGGGGGUCACGUCAGGGCCCCUUUAGGAGACAGUGUGCCUCGCGGUCUGCAAAGCGAAGCGGGGAAGACCCUCCGCAGUGGAGGGCAGCCGCCGGCCCGCACCCGGCCCCGGCCCUCGUGCCCCGCGGUCAGGCGCGUCCCCACCGCCGUGUUCAACACUACAGAGCAGUUCGAAAACUGUAUUUGCAUCCAAGACAAUAAAAAGCUGUAUUUUUUGGAAAA